Molecule: messenger RNA, 4026 nt
Organism: Trypanosoma rangeli
Lineage: Eukaryota; Euglenozoa; Kinetoplastea; Trypanosomatida; Trypanosomatidae
Product: putative WD40 repeat protein
Exons: 1
Coding region: 1-4026 (1341 amino acids)
Molecular function (GO): protein binding
Source: RefSeq, a predicted model, not a curated record
AUGGAGUCUGAUAAACGGCGUAAGCUUCUAUUGACCGGGGGAUCUGAAGGUACAGUACGGGCAUGGGACCUCGAUACUUUGACAAGCCGUGGAAUUGUCUUUGCAGGGGAUUCCUGGGUCGUUGGUGUGCACUGGGCAAAUCAGCUUCAAAGCAUUCUUAUUGUGACAGUAGAUCGUAAGGUGAUUCUUUUGGACUCCAAAACCUUGGAGGUAAGCCGCCUCUACCGUGGGCGUGCGAUAGUUGACACCAUGGAUGGCUAUUUAUACGCUCAUGAUAGUGUGCAGGCAGUCAAAGUAGGAGGGAAGAUGAAUGCAAAGGGAAGGAAAUUUGGUUCAAGGGGUGCGGGGGAUUUUGGUAGGUCCUCCUUUAAUGGCAGCAGUGGUCUGAGUCCAGGACGCUUCCCUGUAGGAGGUGUUGGUGAAGCAAAGAAGCAAAGAGCGUCUGCUUUUGCAACAAGCUGGGCAUCAUCUAGUACAGGUCCUUUUGCACAAUGUCGUGUGGAAGAGUGUAUGCUUGCGGGUCUUGUGGAUUCUGUGUCAUGUUCACUGUUUCAUCAUUCCCAGCUUCGGGAAGACGUGUUACUUCUCGCAACCGUAGUGGGAGAAGUUCGAUUCUACGUGAUUCCGAAAAUCUCGCUUAAGGUGCUAUCCCCAUACGUGGUUGUCCGAUUGCAUGAAAAGAGCAUCAACAAAAUGAGUUUCCUGUUUGAUAAUAAUUCACUCCUCACCGCGUCAGAUGAUGGUGUAGUGAAAAUGACUUCCUUGGAAACAGGUGCUCUCUUACGAGUCUUCUUUUCCUCUGGAGCUGGUCAACACUCUGCCGUGCAUGAUUUUGCCGUGAAUACGCAAUGGCGUCUGCUUGUGACUGUGGGUCCAGAACGAUACGGUGUUGUCUGGGACUUUUCGCAUGAUGCACCGUUGGCCAUCCUAGAUGCGCACAAUUGCCCAUGUCGUUGCUGUGCAGUACACAUGAAACAGAAUCAAAUCUUUACCGCAGGCAUAGAUGGAUCGAUUUUUAUCUUUGACACACAAGGGUACCGUUUGAUGCAGGUAAUAAAUCUACACAAUGUUCACCCUCAGUGUAUUGUAUACGAUGAAAUUAGAAUGCGGCUUCUAUGUUUGGCUUCUCAUCCUUAUUACCAUGGGAAACAGCGUCGUACGGCGUUUACUUGUUCAAACAAAUACCAAGGUCAUAUGACGUCUAUGGUAGGUGUGAUAUACACCAAUACAUAUGAUCUUAUUGUCACUAUUGAUGUAGAAGGAUUAGUCAUGACAUGGAAGAGAUCUAAUGGGGCUCCUAUCUUUGCUUUUCAAUUGAAGGAUUUCUCGGAUUCCGCUGUUAUGAAUGCAGCACGACUUUCUGCCUUUACACUAGACGGCUUAGAACGUCGAUUGUUGACUGGAUUUCAGAAUGGGGCUGUGGCUGUGUGGAACUUGGUGAAUGGACAGACGACAAAUGUUAUCACAGCAGCCACAGAGAGUUUUGCCACAACCACUUUAAGGCCAGAGGUGACGUCGCUUGGGUCCCUUAUGCGGGAUGGAAACACGUUUUUAUUUUUUGCAGCGGCAGGACAUCUCUUCUCCACGAGUGAGUCUAGCACCUUCACCAUUGCGAGCGCCACCAAGUGGAAGGUACCAGAGAGCUACGGGGAUAUUCUAUUCAUGUUGCCGGUGUCUUUGCAGAUUCUUGUUUGUGGAACCUCCUCGGGUGCACUAUUUUUUUAUCAUGUAAUGGCUGAGGGUCAGGUGGGAUCCGCACUCUGGGUGACGGAGCCUACGGAAACCCCGCACCGUCCUCUAUCAAUGCUAUUAGAGAGGCGUCGCAGUGAUGGACACAGUUCCAUCGUUACAUCGCGUAUCAUGGCGAUAUUCCCAUUGCACGCAGUGGGACCACAUAUUCUUAUGGUUGUUCAUGCCGAUGGCACAGUGGUGUUGUGGCACACUCUGCGACGGCUUUUGAUGGAAUCUGUUAGCGUGCGAAAGGCCUUCCCAACAGGAAUAGGAGAAACAGGCUUAGCAAGUAUGGCUAUUGAUGAUUCAAACCAGUGUUUUGUAUUUGCUGAUGAUCGUGGUAACAUUCAUGUUUGUAGCCUUCAGUUACGGGCGGUACAUGAUAAGGACUCUCUACGACCAGCGCAUAUGUCUAACAAACCAAGCCGCACAGGGAGACCGAUGGCGGAUUGGCCAGGUUCUCCCUUUAACAGCACCAUGCUGGCAGAAUUCUCCAUGAAUUCGAAUGCAGAAAAACAAACGAACUCUCCUGGACAAGCCCGUGAGAAACAUCAAUCAAACGGGCUGGAACAGGAGGUGGAUGAGGAUAAAACCCCUUAUGUAUUUACUAGAUUCUGCCAAGACUACGCGUUUCAUUGUGGGUUUUCCUCUGUCUCAGGGGUGUGCAUUAUCGAUGCACAAACACCGCGAGCUUCAAGCGCAGUGACAGCAACACCGACAAGAAGAGAAACUGCUUUAUCCCAGCCCAAAGUAGAAAUGAAAAAGCAGGUACCUAAGUCUUUGACUCAAGGGGAAACAAGACCCCGCACCACUGACAUCUAUGGUCAGACGUUGGAUGUUGCUCUCUCCGAAACUCCCACAUCACACUUACGCUCAAAAGAUAUUAUUGUGGUGUCAUCUGGCGCCGACAACUUUACACGAGUGUUUACGCUGGACGGGAUGGUUGUUGGAGAAUGUGGCAUGAACACAUGGACACUAGGCAAAGAGUCAACAUAUGAGUUCCUUGGUGUGAAAUCGGCGAAGCGACUUUCGGCAUACAACACUUGUCUACAAUCAGUUGAUUUUCUUCAGGAAACUCCGUCAGAAGGAAAGAAUUGUUUAGUAGGCUCUCGAGGGACACGCUUUCUACGUGGCACAUUAAGAGCAGGCAUACUUCAAGGGGACAUGCUCUCAACGAGUGAUUUUUCCACGUACCACUCUACGACAGACAUCUUGGAGCCUAGCCCCGUCCCCAUGAUGCAAUCUGCUGCCGGUACUGCGCCACCGGAAGGCAGUCAAAUGGAAUUAGUUACUAUGCGACCACUGAGUGCGGAGUUGCAGGAAUGGACGGAAGGGGGAAAACAAUCACCACAAUCUCAAGACUACUUAAGACAGCGAUUUCUUCCACAGAAAAAGGCAACCUCCCCUGAUGAAGCUGUCACUCUAUCCACACACAUUCGCUCGCGGCGUUUAAGAGAGGAAUUUUUUCAGGGUCUUGUCAAGAGUGAGUUUAUUCCCGAAUUGCGUGGAUUGCCUACGGCUGACACUGAAGAAGACUCAACCGUGUCUAGGGCACAGCCCUGUGCAGCAAAGAGUCCCAAAGGCGUUGUACGGAUUAAGCAAUCGAUUGAAUCUCCUUUAGCCGCUUCCAGUGCCUGUAACCCCAAUAGUGAUAAUGUAAACAGUAAUCGUACAGGUUCUGUGAAUGCUGCUGCGGCUGGCAAUAAUUCAACGGAAGAAGCAUUGUCGUCGCCGGAAGCACGAAGCCACGCUCCACCUGUUUUUGUUCCCGGAGGAACUUCUUUGCAUUUAGGUCGAGCAACAAAAACACAGGCAGGAACAGUCGCACGGAAGUGGGAAUCACAUGGAACAAUCGAUACGGGCUCGUUACAGUUCCCUGCUUCAUGCCCCCCUCGACAGAGUUCCGCGUUCAACAACACGACACUCUCUGCGGAGAAUGAGUCUCAGCGACAGGAGCUUAUUCAAGAACACCUGGAGGGCCAAAGACGUAUGCUGCUCUCACUUGGACGUGCGGACCCUGUUCUUGAAAACUUAAUGUCCCGCGGCAACCCUCUGCAUAACGGUAAAACCUCCUUCGAAGUCGGGAAAUUAGGGUCUGACACCCAGCUGUUGGCCACGCGGCGAGCUCAUACCUUCUCCAUGAUGGAGACGCGGGACCGAAUUGCGCGGAUCACAUCACGGCUACAGUUGUGUCCUAUAACGCCAAUUCAACCUCUGUCAGGAAUUGGAUCGCGCGAAAACGUCACUACAUUGAAAGAUGGGAAGAAGGACACACAUAGUGCCACUCAUAUAUGA